AUGUGUUUUUAUGAACUGAAGAUGAAAACCAACUGCAGUCUCUUAUCUUGCAGUAUACAGAGUAUGAGCUUCUGUCAUGUCCUGCCCUUCUUCUUUGCCAUUCAUGAGAUCAACCAGAAUCCAAAGCUGCUACCCAACAUCACCCUGGGCUACAGCAUCUAUGAGAACUUUUUCAAUGCAAGGAUAACAUAUGAGGUCAUGAUGGACUUGCUGUCUACAGGGCAAGAGAAUGUCCCAAACUUCAGUUGUGGAAGACAAAAUAAUCUUCUGGCUGUGCUUGAAGAGACUGAUUCGGAGCUCUUUACUUCCAUUUCAACUAUGCUAGGCAUCUACAAAAUUCCACAAAUCAACUAUGGGGUCAUCAGCCACAUUCCAGAGCAGAAACAUCAUUUCCCUUUUUUCUACCAAGUGAGUCCAAAACAAGAACCUCCUCACUUGGCAAUUAUCAAGUUGCUCCUGCAUUUCCGAUGGACAUGGAUCGGCCUCGCUGCUCCGGACAAUGAAAGUGGAGAACGGUUCAGAAGAACUUUUGUGCCAGAAGCUGUAAGGAAAGGUGUCUGUGUUGCCUUUUCAGAAAUCUUACCCAUGGUUAUUAGAGAAGGGAGGGAAAAGGACAUCCUUGAAUAUUUUAGCGACACUAAAGUGAAAAGUAUUGUUUGUCAGUUGGACUCUCAGUCCUCAUUAAUACUAGCAGUGCUAAUACGAGACAUUGAAAAGAGAAAAAUCCUGUUUGAGGAAAAAGUAUGGAUUGCUACAGCUUUGUCAGAUUUAAAUGAAAGUUUGGAAAGGCAGCAUUUUUGUGUUCUUAUUCAAGCCCUUUGUUGUCUAAGAAAGUUUGGAAGAGAUGCCUGGAAAAAGAGACUUGGGAAAUCCCAUCCCCGGAUCUUGUUGGAAGAAUCCUGUCUGAGGAUGGCUCCACUCCAUCCAUUUCUAAGAAACUUCCAGAUUUACAAUUUUUCUGUAAAUGACGUUUAUUUGAAUGAGUAUGGAAUUCCCACUGCUGACUUUAAUAUCAUGGACUGGGCAAUAUUUCCCAACAAAUCUGCUGCUGGGGUGAUAAUUGGGAAUGUUGAAAAAGAAGUCUCUUCAGACAUCAAGAUCUCUGUGGAUGAGAGCGCCAUCAUAUGGCCAACAUCUUUUAACCAGGCAACAGAGUUCUAUGAGACAUACAGAAGUUUUCUUGAAGAGAAAACACAAGAACCACAAGGGGAUAGGGAAGAUGAAAUACAGAGAAAGUUAGUAACAGAAGAGACACCCAUACAAAGAGAAGAAGAAGAAGAAAAAAAAGAAAACACAGAUCAAGAAAGAGAGUGUAUGGAAAGUUGCCUCCCAGGAUAUACCAAGCUGACAAGAGAGGGAGAACCAGUUUGCUGCUAUGACUGUUCUCCAUGUAUGGAAGGAACCAUCUCUGUGCAGGAAGAUGUAGCCCAAUGUGCAAAAUGUCCAGAUGACCAUUUCUCCAACGAGAAGCGGGAUCAGUGUGUCACCAAAGUUAUAACUUUCCUGUCCUACAGAGAAAACUUAGGUCUCAUCCUGGCUGUCUCUACCCUUUUUUUGUCUCUUACCACUGCCUUAGUUCUAGGAAUUUUUAUUAAAUAUCGAGAAACUCCCAUAGUCAAAGCUAACAACCGUGAUCUCACCUAUAUUCUCCUGAUCUUUCUCUUGCUUUCCUUCUUGACUUCCCUUCUAUUCAUUGGUCAACCCAAGAAAGUGACAUGCCUUCUUCGACAAACUGCCUUCAGUAAUGUUUUCUCAGUUGCUGUGUCAUCCUUGCUGGCUAAGACUAUCAUGGUGGUGAUGGCAUUUCUGGCCACAAAGCCAGGAAGCAAAAUGAGGAAAUGGCUGGGGAAAUCUUUGGCCAAUUGCAUUAUCUUCUCCUGCUCUGGUGUUCAGGUGGGCAUCUGUUUCAUAUGGCUGGGAAUCUUUCCCCCAUUCCCAGAUUCUGACUUAUAUUCCCAAAAAGGGCAGAUCCUACUGCAAUGCAAUGAAGGUUCAGUCAUCAUGUUCUAUUCUGCCCUUGGCUACUUGGGCUUUCUGGCUUCCAUCUGUUUCUUGGUGGCUUUUCUAGCCCGAAAACUACCAGGUGGCUUCAACGAAGCCAAGUGGAUCACCUUCAGCAUGCUGCUCUUCUGCAGUGUUUGGGUUUCUUUUGUCCCUGCCUACCUGAGCACCAAAGGAAAAUACAUGGUGGCUGUGCAGAUCUUCUCCAUCCUGACCUCCAGCCUCGGCUUACUUGGCUGCAUCUUUGUCCCCAAAUGUUAUAUCAUCAUUCUGAGACCUGAUAUGAACGCGAAGGAGCAUCUAAUGUUGAAAAACAAUGAGUGA
This is a messenger RNA of Crotalus tigris (Tiger rattlesnake), 2325 nucleotides long. RefSeq names its product vomeronasal type-2 receptor 26-like. The transcript has 7 exons. Gene Ontology annotation, molecular function: G protein-coupled receptor activity. Gene Ontology annotation, cellular component: membrane. The record is from RefSeq and is a predicted model, not a curated record. NCBI's taxonomy places the organism in Eukaryota, Metazoa, Chordata, Lepidosauria, Squamata, Viperidae. Gene Ontology annotation, biological process: G protein-coupled receptor signaling pathway. Bases 1 to 2325 code for a protein of 774 amino acids.